UUCUUUCGCACUUUUAUCUUGGAAUAUUUUGUUGUGAACCGUUUCCUUCUGUUACAAAUUUCCGCAUCCAAAAAUGACUGCGGAAGUUAUACAAGUUGCUCGUUCUGAUAAAUACCCAAAAAAGUUCUUCGAUGGCAUGUUUGUUAUUUUCAAAAUGGGUGGACUUUACCACCCUGAAAAAACAGACCGCUGGUACGCGAAAAUCUUCUGGUGGCUUUUCAAUAUAUCAAUGAUUGUUUUACUUCACUGCUUGUACCAACCUGCUGAGUUUGCUAUGAUUCCUUAUACAAUGAGAGAUUUGAAUCUGCUGGUUGAACAUGUGGGCAUGAUUGCGACGCACAUGAUGGGUGUUAUUAAAUACUACAUUAUAUUCUAUAAUUAUAAGAAAUUGCGUGGAGUUAUUGAUAUUCUAGAUCGAGAAGAGUUCAAGUAUGAAGAUAGUGGCGAUUACAAACCUGGAGAAACAAUGGCGCAAUGCAGAAAGUAUUCGAAUUAUAUUUGUAUUAUGUUUUUCUGGAUUGGAACUCUGGUACCGGUCAGUAAACAGUUUGAUAGUUUAUUGAAGUUUAUCCACGAAGGAGAUAUGGUUGACGCUGGAAAUUACACGUGUCAAGAUAUGUUACCAUAUUUUAGCUAUUUCCCAUUUUAUAUUGAAACUACACGAAGAUGUCAAUUAGCGUUUUUGUUGCAAACUAUUCCAAUGAUUUGGUAUGUCUACUCAGUUAUCAGCGGAGAUUGUGCUUUUGGAUGCUACUGUAUCGCUUUUCGGGGACAUUUUGUAAACUUACGAGGAGCCUUUCUAACUGUUACAGAAAGGUGUACAGCUAGACUAGGAUUGCCUGAAGAUUACGAUGUUUUGCAUGUCGAGGAGAAUCCUGCAUUGCAGAGAGAAAUCAAGUUGGAAAUGAGGCGGAUGACUAUACAUCUUCAAACUAUGAUUGAUGUGUGCAAUACAUUUGAGGAUGUAGUUAACGUUUUAACACUUUGCCAAACCUUGACAUCAAUGUUUUUAAUAGUGUCCUGUUUAUACAUGAUUUCGGAAGAACCCUUUAUGAGUCCAGUCUUUAUUGCUGAAGCAGAGUAUGUAGGAGCUGGCAUGAUACAACUAUUCGUUUAUUGCGUCUUUGGCAACGAAAUGACUGAAUCUAGCGGUGCUGUGGCUGGUGGAAUAUACGAAUCAAAAUGGUAUUAUUUUUCGCAAGGUGAAAAACGAACGAUGCUCAUAAAUAUGUUGCGUCUGCAAGUUCCAAUUCAAUUCACAACAGGAAAAUUUGCCGUUUUGACUUUAUCUACAUUUGUAUCGAUCGUGAAAGGAUCGUAUUCAUAUUUCACUUUCUUGAAACAAAGACACCACAAAAUGGAGUCGCAAGUAGUUGUAUACCAGCCUUUUGAAAAAUACUUUAAUAAGAACAUAUGGAUUUUUAAAACGUGUGGUUUAUGGCUUCCCCUGGACCACGAAUCAUUUUGGCGCAAAUUUUUUCGCUAUGGCUACAGUUUUCUUAUAUUAUCAUAUCUUUCUUUAUAUCAGCCAGCUGAAACGUCCGUAAUGUUUGCGGCUCCUGAUCUAGACACCUUUCUACGAAGUCUCCGAGAUCAAUUCAACCAUUUCAGUUGCAUUUAUAAAAUGUACGUAUGGUUUCGUCAUCGAAAAACUAUUCUAGGUCUAAUAAAAACAAUGCAAGAUCCAAAGUAUAACUACGAACAGGUGGAAAAUUACUUCGAUGUAGACGCCAUUGUUUUGAAAAACAAGAAAGAAGCGGAUCGCUGGAUGCUGCUAUUCUUAGGCUUUGUUAAUUCGAUUUGCUUCAAUAUGACUUUGAUGAUUGUAUACAUAUUUAUAUUCGAAGCAGGGCAACAAUAUCGUAUUGACGAGGACGGAAAUAAAAUUUACGAUCAACCUUUAGCUGUGCUUUUGAUUACACCGUUUUCGCAACACACCAGAACUGGAUUUAUGUUUCACUUUAUUUUUGAGAUUAUUGCAUUAGAUAUACAUGCGUGGAUGAUUGUUGGUUUAGAUGGAAUGUUUACGAGUUUAGUGAGUUGUAUAAGUGCACAUUUGGAUAUUCUUUCGCAAGCCAUUAAAACAAUCCGUCCUAGAUGUAUGGAGCGUUUGCAAAUGCCAAUAAAAGAACAUUUGCAUGACACACCUGAACUCGAAGAAGAAAUGCAGAAGGAAAUGAAAAAAUGUGUUAAACAUCUUGACAUGCUUUUAUUGGUAUCAAGUAAAGUUGAAGAUAUUUACAACAUUCAAACAUGUUUCCAAACCAUGAUUUCAUUAUUUGAGAUGUGUUUCUGUUUGUACCUGCUUUCAGGCUCGUUAGAUGCAAGCAUGGGGGCAGAAUUAACAUAUUUAAUAUCAACUAGCUUUGAGUUAUUGAUGUAUUGCUGGUUUGGAAACUCAAUUACCGAAAGUAGUAAUGCCAUAACAACAAGUAUCUACGAUGGGGAUUGGCUAUCAAGCAAUGCGGGUUUUAAAAAAUCGAUGCUUAUCACAAUGAUUCGCAUGCAGCGUCCGAUUUACAUGACUAUUGGAAAGUUUACGCCGCUGACCUUCACAACAUUUUUAUCUAUGUCACGUAUUGCGUACAGUUUCUUCACUGUCUUAAAAAGCGAUGCGAUUGGUUAAACAAGCUACUUUAUUUAUCUUCACUCAUGUCUACAUACUUAGAUGUUGACUUGUUAUGAUUAAAGUUUACCAACACUACUAAGUAGAUAUAUGGAGUAAUUUUAGACUUGGGAAAAAUGUUGAUAAACCAG
Dalotia coriaria is the source of this 2757-nucleotide messenger RNA. RefSeq lists its product as uncharacterized. Bases 74 to 2626 code for a protein of 850 amino acids. Gene Ontology annotation, biological process: detection of chemical stimulus involved in sensory perception of smell; sensory perception of smell. The transcript has 12 exons. Gene Ontology annotation, molecular function: odorant binding; olfactory receptor activity. Gene Ontology annotation, cellular component: plasma membrane. NCBI's taxonomy places the organism in Eukaryota, Metazoa, Arthropoda, Insecta, Coleoptera, Staphylinidae. The record is from RefSeq and is a predicted model, not a curated record.